AUGCCUAUGAAGGUGUGUUUUGUGGUGACGUUGUGCCUCGUUGAAGCGUUCACAUUCACCGCUCAUAACAAAGCAGCCUUAAUUGGUUUUGCUUACAAGACGAUCAAAGACGUUGACUGGUUUUCUUGUAUUGUUACUUGCCAAGAAGAUCUCUCCUACAUUUCAUACAAUUUCUGCGUAGCGGAACACCGCCAUUACAUCGGUACUUGUUCUCUCAAUAACUGCAGCCUUGACGACCCCUGUUCUAACGAAGCUAUCUUGAUUUGGGUUCCCGAUUGCACUUUUCAUCAGCUUGAACAAAUCCAGGUUUGAGAAUUAUUAAAUCAUCAAGGAACAGAAGUAAUGUUACCAUCUUUUUAUAAUGUUGUUGUUGUUUUUUUUUUUUGCGUAUCGUGCAUCUGCUAACAUCUUCAAUUUGGAUGGACGCUUGAACGUAAAUUUAGAUGCAACAAUCUUAGAAAUUAAAAAAAAAUUAAAAAAUUAAAAAAAUUAAAAAAUUAUGGGCCGCUCUGUGGUCAAUGUAGGAAGAAAUUUAGCUUAAGUGAAGGACGAGACAAAAAAAAUACAACAAACGCUUCAUCACUUUUUAUCGUUUCUUAGUCGAGUUCAAAUUUAUCUUAGGCAUGAUCGACUUGAAAUUUCUUUUUAACAUAUUUUUUGUUUGCAGAGUAGAAAAACAAGAUGCGACCAUAAAAGACUGCAUCCUGGCAAGGAAACAGGCUGGACGUUUAUUUUUCGCUAACUUACUCCAUGACUCAUAAAGAACCUUACACAUACGAGAAGACCUUUUACGCUUAAAACAUUUUCCUCCUUGCAGGAGUUGUCAAAGCGAGUUUAAGCUGCAAAGACAAAAUGCAGAUUUAUGUGGAUGGCAAUGAGGAGACUGAUAUGAUCGACUAUAAAAAAGUUGAUCAGUCGAGGGUCUUUAGUUUGUCCAUUUAA
This is a messenger RNA of Pocillopora meandrina, 942 nucleotides long. The record is from the annotation of a GenBank genome assembly. NCBI's taxonomy places the organism in Eukaryota, Metazoa, Cnidaria, Anthozoa, Scleractinia, Pocilloporidae.